CCAACUUGCUCGUCCUCGUCCUCGCCCCCGACGCCCUCCCCACCAACCCGCCAGAGGGGCGUCGUAUACCAUCCUCGACCACCAUGUCGGAACUCGACCAGAAAAUACAGGAUCUUUACAAGCGCAUCCAAACCGAACGCAAGGUCCUCGAGGCAUCACAGCUCCUGAGCAAGGCAACCUCCAACCCGGAUGUGCUCAGGCGUAACGACGCCAAGAUCAGAGAGGCGGAACGUUCCCUCUCUUACUUCGAGGACACCCUCAAGGACUUGCAAGCUCGCAAGCGUCAGGAAGCCCAACGAUCCUCUGGCGCCUCAUCUCCGUCAGCAUCUAGGAAGACUCCCCAUGAUAGGGACCGUUCUCUUCCCCAACUUCCCCCAGAGGACACUGAAGGCGCUGGAGGACUCGGGUCCCCAGGCUCACCGCGUGGUGGCUUCCCCGAUGACGACGCCGACGCGCCCAAGGCGAAACAAUACUCCAACCUCGACCUCAUCAAGGCAGACACUCCCCAUACGACCGCAAAGAUCUCGCGCAUGCUUCACCAGCUCGAGUUCAAGCUUCAAAUUGAAAUGCAGUAUAAGAAGAGUAUUGACAAGAUCGCGAGGCUGUACCAAGCAGACGGAGAUAAGAAAUCACGCGCUGACGCGGAAAGCAAGCGCGUGGAGAGUGACAAGAAGAUUCAGCUGCUCCAGACCGCUCUGAAACGCUACAAGAACUUGCACGUUCUGGAUGACGUUGAAGAGGAGGAAGACACUCCACAGGAGGCCGGUGUCGAUGGAGAACGCAAGGAGAACUUGCGUGCCAAACCCAUUUCCGGCAAACUUCAAGUUACCGUCAAGGGCGCUCGCGAUCUUGACCAUGCGCCGAUAGUCACUCGAUCUCGCUCAUCCUCCAAGCAAGUUACCGAGACGUACGUUUCACUUAAGAUUGAAGGCACACAAAAGGCCCGCUCCCACCCCUCUCGGACGGAUCGAUGGAACGAGGAAUUCGAAGUCGUUGUUGAUAAGGCUAACGAAGUUGAAAUUGCCGUUUAUGACAAGCAGGUCUCCGAGGCCCAUCCUGUUCCGAUUGGUCUUCUUUGGGUCAGGAUCAGCGACCUCGUUGAAGCUCUUCGUCGACAGAAGGUCAUGAACGACACGGGUCAAGGUGGAUGGGUAACUGCGGGCGCCAUGGACGGCGACUCGGCAGGUAGGCCCGGUUCACAGCAGCCCGGUGGCUUCGGAGAUCCGAACGCCUUUUCCUUCGGUGGCGCCAAUCCCGCUGGGCAAUUUGCUCAGCCUCCAGGUGCUAUGGGUGGUGGUGGUGGGGGUCAGAGUGAGGGAAUUGACGCAUGGUUUGCUGUAGAACCUGCGGGUGCCUUAGCGCUACAUCUGAACUUUGUCAAGGAGUUAGUUCGCAAGCGACCCAUGGAUGCUCCUGGCGGUCUUGGUCGUCAGGGAGCCGUGAGGAAGCGUAAGGACGAGGUGCACGAGAUGAACGGUCACAAGUUCGUUCAGCGCCAGUUCUAUCAGCUCAUGCUGUGCGCGUUCUGCAACGAUUUCUUGCUCAAUGCUCUGGGGUAUCAAUGCGAGGAUUGUCGGUACACUUGUCACAAGAAGUGUUACGAGAAAGUGGUCACCAAGUGUAUAUCGAAGUCCAAUACCGCGGGCGACGAUGAGGAGAAGAUCAACCACCGUAUUCCGCACCGCUUCGAGCCUAUCACCAACAUCGGCGCCAACUGGUGCUGUCACUGUGGUUAUAUGCUGCCUCUGGGCCGCAAGAAUUCGCGUAGAUGCACUGAAUGCGACGUUACCUGCCACGCCAACUGUGCCCAUCUUGUACCAGAUUUCUGUGGUAUGUCAAUGGAGACGGCCAACCAGCUACUGCGCGAUUGGCGCGACAUCAAUCGAGCUCGUGGUGGCAAGACUGCGGUCCCCGGUCGGCCAUCGCAUGCACCAUCCGUGACCGCCGGUCAGCAGCCCUAUCAACCGGAGAAUCUUGCCCAAGGGGUCGAACGAUUGGGUUUGGGAGGCGAUGGCCAGGUUCCUGCUGUCGACCCCUACCGUCAAGACCCACGGUAUAUGCAGCAACAGCCUUCUCCAGUGCCUCGACCGCCUCCUGGCGCACGCGUGGCUGUCCCUCCGGCGUACCCUAAUGAACCCUUGAUUCCUCCAGCCGGCCAGUCACAACGUACCUCUGCAUACGGCGAAGUGCCUAUGCAAGACGAAUACAGUAUACCUCCAUCUUCGAAACAGCCCGGUUAUCCUCAGCCUGGUGCACAGGUCAAGCCCGGGCCGCCAGGGUACCCUCAGUCACGUCCCACUCCCCCACCACAGGAAGUCGCACUUCCCGCACAAGCACCUCCUCCGCCUGCUCGGCGAAGAAAAGUUGGGCUGGACGACUUCAACUUCCUGGCGGUGCUCGGUAAGGGUAACUUCGGAAAGGUCAUGUUGGCCGAGGAGAAGGCUACAAAUGCUCUUUACGCCAUCAAGGUGUUGAAGAAAGAGUUCAUCAUCGACAACGAUGAAGUCGAGAGCACUCGUUCCGAGAAGCGUGUCUUCUUGGCUGCUGCUCGUGAGAGACAUCCAUUCUUGCUCGGUCUGCACUCUUGCUUCCAGACCGAAACCCGCGUGUAUUUCGUCAUGGAAUACGUAAGCGGGGGUGAUCUUAUGCUUCACAUCCAGCGGAAGCAGUUCUCGCUCCGCCAAGCCAAGUUCUAUGCUUCCGAGGUUCUACUUGGGCUUGAAUAUUUCCAUUCGCAAGGAAUUAUCUACCGUGACUUGAAGCUUGAUAACAUUCUCCUGACCCUUGAUGGUCACGUUAAGAUCGCCGAUUACGGUCUGUGCAAGGAGUCUAUGUUCGAAGGUGCUACCACGAGCACCUUCUGUGGUACUCCAGAGUUCAUGGCUCCAGAGAUUCUUCUCGAACAGCGCUACGGGCAGGCUGUUGACUGGUGGGCUUUCGGUGUGUUGACGUAUGAGAUGUUGCUUGGGCAGUCUCCCUUCCGCGGUGAUGAUGAAGAUGAAAUAUUCGAUGCCAUCCUCGAGGAUGAGCCUCUCUAUCCGAUCACUAUGCCGAGGGAUGCCGUCUCAAUUCUUCAAAGGCUUCUGACUCGUGACCCGUCUCGCCGUUUGGGAUCGAAGGGUGAUGCUGAGGAGGUUAAGGGGCAGCCCUUCUUUAGGGAUGUCAACUUCGACGACAUAAUGAACAAGCGCAUAGCGCCACCUUACUUCCCGACGAUUAACGGUUCUGCUGACACCAGCAACUUCGACGAGGAGUUCACGCGCGAGCAACCUACGCUCACGCCAGUACAUGGCCAGCUCACUGCGCGGGACCAGCAAGAGUUUGGUGGGUUCUCGUGGGUUGCCGAUUGGGCAAACACCGUUUGAACGGACUUGUCAUCCCCCGGUUCUAUGUUUUAUCACGAUUGCAUCCACGUGUGUUUUAUACUACCCUGUAUUCGGAUACCUUUACAAAAUUUUAUACGAUAAAGACGAUUUCCU
This is a messenger RNA of Coniophora puteana RWD-64-598 SS2, 3479 nucleotides long. RefSeq lists its product as uncharacterized. NCBI's taxonomy places the organism in Eukaryota, Fungi, Basidiomycota, Agaricomycetes, Boletales, Coniophoraceae. Bases 84 to 3365 code for a protein of 1093 amino acids. The record is from RefSeq and is a predicted model, not a curated record. The transcript is spliced from 11 exons. Gene Ontology annotation, molecular function: ATP binding; diacylglycerol-dependent serine/threonine kinase activity. Gene Ontology annotation, biological process: protein phosphorylation; fungal-type cell wall biogenesis; signal transduction.